GAUAAACUCUACCCAUCUCCUUGAUGACGGAUUGUUGUUGAGUUGGUCUCUAGACUUUUACCCAAAAAUCGCAUGAUCACAAAUCAACUUGGAACCUUGGAUUGUUCUUUAUAUUUACAUUCACACUUGGUCUGGAAUUGACUAGCCAAUAUAUUCUUUCUAUAAUAAAUAGAAAAUUUCGUUCUAAUUUGUUCAUCAUUGAGAUUGUGAUUACAAUCCAAUUAAAAACGCCCACUGUUUGAUAGAACAUCAUUAACCAUCCAUAAUCAUCAUCAUCAUUAUUAUUAUUAUAUUUGUCACAUAAUGGAAUAUUGGCUCAUCUCGGCACCAGGAGAAAAAACGUGUCAACAAACAUGGGAAACAUUGAAUGAAACUAUCAAUAAACAUGGUUCAGAGUUUUGUGAGACUUUUCGUUUUCUUCUUCCCGACUUGAAAGUUGGCACAUUAGAUACAUUGGUUGGCUUAUCGGAUGACCUGAACAAAUUGGACACAUAUGUCGAAGCAGUCAGCAGAAAAUUGGCACAAUCCAUUGGCGAUAUACUUGAGAAAGGCCAAUCAUUGAAAGAGCAGCUUCAAGCAAACGGACAAGAUUUGCAUACAUAUGUGACCAAAUUUCAAUGGGAUUCUGCCAAAUUUCCUAUCAAACAAUCGUUGAAAUCAUUACAUGAGAUAAUUAACAAACAAAUUGGCCAAAUAGAUCAGGACAUGAAGACGAAAACAUCGACAUUCAAUAAUCUAAAAAGUAAUCUUCAAUCUUUAGAACGAAGACAAGCUGGAUCAUUAUUAGUGAGAGAUCCAAGCGAACUUGUCAAAAAAGAACAUUUCGUUCUCGGUUCCGAAUAUAUGAUUACAUUUCUUGUUGUUGUUCCGAAAUCAUAUUACAAAGAUUGGCAAUGCAAAUAUGAACAUCUAACUGAUUAUGUCGUUCCUCGUUCAUCAACAUUGAUACAUGAAGAUAAUGAUCAUGGUCUAUUUAAUGUGACUGUCUUCAAAAAAUUUGCCGAUCAAUUCAAAGUGAAAGCACGUGAAAACAAAUUUAUCGUCCGUGAUUUCAUAUACAAUGAAGAUGACAUUAAUGCCGGUAAAAAUGAGAUUGCACGCCUGGAAAGCGACAUUAAAAAACAAUAUCAUCUAUUGAUGCGAUGGCUAAAAGUUCAUUUCAGUGAAGCAGUUAUCGCUUGGGUACAUGUCAAAGUUUUACGUGUAUUUGUUGAAUCUGUACUUCGAUAUGGAUUGCCGGUUAAUUUUGUUGUUGCACUUCUUCAUCCACCAAAGAAAAAUUAUCGUAAAUUACGUGAAGUUCUCAAUCAUUUGUAUUCACAUUUGGAUACAUCAAUAUUACAAGGUCCAAUUGAAGAUAUACCAGGUUUGAAUGUCGGCCAACAAGAAUAUUAUCCAUAUGUUUCAUUCAAAAUUAACAUUGAUUUCGUAUCUACUAAAUGAGUGAAUGAAUUUCUUUUCUUGUUAAUCAUUUUUUUUUUCAUUGUGAGCGUUCACUAGCCAGUUUUA
Molecule: messenger RNA, 1509 nt
Organism: Dermatophagoides farinae (American house dust mite)
Lineage: Eukaryota; Metazoa; Arthropoda; Arachnida; Sarcoptiformes; Pyroglyphidae
Gene: Vha44
Product: V-type proton ATPase subunit Vha44
Biological process (GO): proton transmembrane transport
Cellular component (GO): lysosomal membrane; vacuolar proton-transporting V-type ATPase, V1 domain
Molecular function (GO): proton-transporting ATPase activity, rotational mechanism
Source: RefSeq, a predicted model, not a curated record